CACAAAGCGGCUGACAAAAAGAAGAAGAGCCGCGACAAACAGAACUUAAAAGAAUAUCAUCCAAAGAACUAGGUUAUAGUAAAGGAAUCAUUUAGUUUGAAUAAUUCCUAGACACGGGGGAUGAUAACUACGACUGGAAGGAAACCACAUUUGCAGGUUUCCAAUCCUGGUUCUUUCUUACAUACGGGUGGCGAGUCGUUUUUGAUGGAAGGUAAAGGGAGCACAGACGUCUUACCGCCAUUAAAACCCUCAACAAAGGGUAACAUAAUACAUCAAUCUCAUGAUCCUAGCAAUGUUGGAGGAGCUUUACCGCAUCUUGGAGGAGUACAAGUACAACAACUGUUCGAGGAGGAGACAAAUCAACAAAACAAAGGGAAGAUCGCUCCUGAAGUUCAAGCGCUACCAUCUGUACGACCGUCUUCUGUUGUCGGACGCUCUCCGUCUGCAGACCGACGUAGUAACGGAUCAGGAUCGCAGAAAUCUCGAGAUUUUAUGUCUCCUAAUCAAGCAAUGAAGCAGCUAAUGCAUAAACUUACUAACUACGAACAUCAUGAGAUAUUUAAUUAUCCACAAAUAUAUUUUGUUGGACCAAAUGCGAAGAAAAGGCAGGGUGUGGUGAGCGGCGCAAAUAACUGUGGCUACGACGAUGACCAAGGCUCUUAUAUUCAUGUUCCACACGAUCAUAUAGGAUAUCGAUACGAAGUUUUGAAGAUAAUUGGUAAGGGAAGCUUCGGACAAGUAGUCAAAGCUUAUGAUCACAAAACACAAACUCAUAUAGCGUUAAAAAUGGUUCGAAACGAGAAACGCUUUCACAGACAAGCACAAGAGGAGAUUCGUAUACUCGAACAUUUACGGAAGCAGGACAAAGACAAUAACUACAAUAUUAUUCACAUGCUUGAGCAUUUUAAUUUUCGCAAUCACGUGUGUAUGACAUUCGAACUUCUUAGUAUGAAUCUCUACGAACUGAUCAAGAAGAAUAAAUUCCAAGGAUUUAGUCUUCAACUCGUUCGUAAAUUCGCGCAUUCCAUCCUUCAAUGUCUGGACGCUUUGUAUCGCAAUCGCAUCAUCCACUGUGACCUAAAACCCGAAAAUAUCCUUCUAAAACAGCAAGGAAGAAGCGGUAUUAAGGUAAUCGACUUUGGAUCUAGUUGUUACGAACAUCAGAGAAUCUACACCUAUAUUCAAAGUCGUUUUUACAGAGCGCCAGAGGUCAUUCUUGGUGCUCGCUAUGGCAUGCCGAUCGACAUGUGGAGCUUCGGAUGUAUUCUAGCUGAACUUUUAACUGGGUAUCCGAUUUUCCCCGGCGAAGAUGAAGCCGAUCAGCUAGCUUGUAUAAUGGAGCUGUUAGGAAUGCCUUCUCAGCGAUUAAUAGAGACAUCGAAACGCGCAAAGAACUUCAUUAGUUCAAAGGGACAUCCAAGGUACUGCACAGUGACGACGCUACCUGAUGGCAGCACUGUCUUGAACCCCGGUCGGUCUAGACACGGCAAAACACGAGGAAUCCCUGGCUCCAAGAAGUUUGCUCAAGCACUAAAAGGCUGUGAUGAUACGCUUUUUAUUGAUUUCUUGAAGAGAUGCUUAGAAUGGGAGCCAAGUCAAAGAAUGACACCGUCUCAAGCGCUCAGACAUCCAUGGCUGCGACGAAGGUUGCCAAGAGCACCCGAGCCAAACAACAACAUAGUGUCAAGUUCGGCCGAGAAGCGAAGAUCUGCAGUCGGAAAACUUCCCCCUACUGGCCCAUCUUCCGGGAAAUCUAAGCCUAGGAAACCUAUAGAAAUAACAGACGAUACAGUGCCAGAUUCUGGUUCUUUAAAUACAAGAACAGUGCUUCCAAAAAUCAUAGGAAGAUGAGGAUCUCAAUUUGAAUUUGUAAUUGAACAAUUGAACUUCAUGUCAAUGUAUUCUAAGUUAUUGAAUAUUUUACUUUUCGUAUCGACUUACGUGAAGCAAAAAACGUUUUAUAGACGAUCCAACAAUCGCUUUUAAAGCUUGUAAAUAUUAGAUUUCAAAAGCAGCCACGAAUUCUAAAGACAUAAAUUUUUAAAGUUCGUCCUCCAUUGUUCGUGAACAUUCGGAAGCCCUUCAAAUGUAGAAAUGUGAAUAGCCAAGCAUAGCGAAAUAGGAGAUUUUUUACAAUUUUCUAACGCUUUUGAAGAGUGUUUUUAUAUAUACAUACAUUCCCUAUACAGAAAAUCGAUUUAUUUUUUAACAUAUUAUAGAUAUUGAUAUCCAUGUUUAAGUUAUUUCAAGGCGGCCGCCAAUUCGAAGCGACUGCCUUAUGUACAAUACAAAAUCUAUAAAUUAAAUGAAAAAAUCUAUCAAUACUAGAGUGAAAAUUGUGAAUAUAAGAUAUUGGUGAUUAAAGCCUUUGAAAAUAAAAGAGUUUUCCAUAAAA
Actinia tenebrosa (Australian red waratah sea anemone) is the source of this 2395-nucleotide messenger RNA. Its product is annotated as dual specificity tyrosine-phosphorylation-regulated kinase 2. Gene Ontology annotation, biological process: peptidyl-serine phosphorylation; peptidyl-threonine phosphorylation. Gene Ontology annotation, molecular function: protein serine/threonine kinase activity; protein serine/threonine/tyrosine kinase activity; ATP binding. The record is from RefSeq and is a predicted model, not a curated record. NCBI's taxonomy places the organism in Eukaryota, Metazoa, Cnidaria, Anthozoa, Actiniaria, Actiniidae. Gene Ontology annotation, cellular component: nucleus; cytoplasm; cytoskeleton.